GCGCAAUCGAUGAAGGGCGCUAGUGUCGUGUUUGAUGCUCUUUGCUCUGUGAAAAUUUAAUUUUUCCACUCUUUUUCCUCAACUCCUUGCUCAUUUUUGUGCAUGUGAACAAUCCCGAGAUGCUGAACAAGUGUCUGGCGGUGUAAAAAAGUCGCUUUGUUGUGUGUUUUGUGUGAAAUUUUGUGGUGGAAAAGACUGCCACCCUGAGAAUUUUCUCCUCCCUCAGGUUGUACAAUCGGAAAAAAAGUUGGCGCAGAGGGAGUGAAAAGGGACCCCCAAAAAGUGUGCGUGUGUGUGAACGUCGUCGGAAAAGUUGAGGAAAAUUGGGUCGAAGAGCAGGUGAAAAUUCCCCCAAGUGUAUCAUUUGGUUGUGAGAAGAAAACCCCAUCUCGAAAAGGGUCUCCGUGGAGUAUUAAAGGGGGGCUCAACGAAUACACACACACCGAGCCUUCGAAAAUCAUCCCUUCCUCUUGUCUCUCCAUUCUGACUCCUUCUUCCAGCUCAUCCACGGGCUCCACGGGUAAUUGGGGGCGAGUGUGAGUGCAUUUCCGCACACAUUCCAUUGACUCCCCCACAAACAGUUCACACACCAAGUGUCCCCCGUGAGAAAAGUCCUUAUCGUGUGGAAAAUCCUCUCAGCAGAAGCAUGGAAAAGCGUGGACAAUGACACUGACGGGGCCAUUGAUUGCCGGAGUGGGAAAAUUCCUUGGAGAAGUGUCUGAAAGUGCAAAGCGGGGGUGACGUGGGAAAGCGACUUUUCCAGCACUUGAGAUCCCUCUUGGGCAUUUUCCACCUACAACGCGAAGAGAUUAGUGACGAGAGAAGAUGCCUGUUAAGAAGCAAGAGGCUCAUCGAGCUUUGGAACUACUCGAGGAUUAUCAUUCGAGGUUGUCAGCGCCUCAGGAUCGUGCGCUAAGGAUUGCUAUUGAGAGAGUUAUUCGAAUCUUCAAAUCACGUCUUUUUCAAGCACUUCUCGAUAUUCAAGAGUUCUACGAAUUAACCCUUCUGGAUGAUACAAAAACGAUACAACAAAAAACCGUGGAAACGCUCCAAAUUGCCAACAAAUGGGAACAUGAGAAUGCAUUGAAAAUAUCCGAGAGUGAUACAAAUCGAAGUUCCGCGCAUUUGCCAUUGACUCAGGCACUGCUGAAUUUGAGGGAGCAACAGGAGAAUGCCGAAAAUGAGAAUCAGCAGCGAUUACGUGGUAGUGAAGAGCUGCAGCAUGCUGAAAAAAAAGAAAGUGACAGACAGGCACCACCAUCGUCAUCCUUGGCUGUAGGAGCUGCCGAUAAGGAGCAUCAACAACCUGUUGGUGGGCGAAAAUCCGAAUCACCGUCAAAGUAUUUGGCUCACACACCAGCCGGCAACGAAGCUAAGCAUGUGAAUGGAGAUGAUAGUUGGCAAUAUGAGGAUAUUACACUCGAAAGAGGAAAUUCUGGGCUGGGAUUUAGCAUUGCCGGUGGAACGGAUAAUCCACAUAUUGGCACUGAUACAUCCAUUUACAUCACCAAGCUGAUUCCGGGCGGUGCGGCAUCUGCCGAUGGGCGACUUGGUGUCAAUGAUUGCAUUAUAUCAGUGAAUGAUACAUCGGUGGUGGAUGUACCGCAUGCUAGUGCCGUGGAGGCGCUCAAAAAGGCGGGAAAUAUAGUUAAGCUCCACGUGAGGCGAAAACGUGCUCCACCGGGUCCCAAAAUUAUCGACAUUGACCUCGUGAAGGGGGCAAAGGGAUUGGGUUUCUCAAUUGCCGGUGGGAUUGGUAAUCAACACAUUCCCGGCGACAAUGGGAUCUAUGUGACAAAGAUAAUGGAUGGCGGAGCAGCAGGGGUGGAUGGUCGUAUGAGUAUUGGGGACAAACUUGUGGCAGUACGACAUCCCAAUGGGCAGGAGAAGAAUCUUGAGAAUGUGUCGCAUGAGGAAGCUGUGGCCACCCUUAAAUCUGUCACGGAUCGUGUUACAUUGGUUAUUGGGAAGUCACAGCAUUCAGUUGCGCCGCCGCCGCCCGUCACGGGUCUUGGCCACGUGAAUUCCCACUCAACAGGUGCCGUCAACAACAUCGGGCAGAAUGUUGUGGACUUUGCAAAUUCCACCGCAGGAGAUCGCGCCCAUUCACCACACCAAGCACUUGAGACAUCUUCGCGCUAUGCUUCAUCCAAUGUUCUCGCUGCUGUUCCACCUGGAACUCCACGGGCUGUCAGCCAUGAAGAUAUAACGAGGGAAGUGAGAACAAUUCAAAUUGGCAAGGGGCCCCAGGGCUUGGGCUUCAACAUUGUCGGCGGUGAGGAUGGACAAGGUAUCUAUGUGUCAUUUAUUUUGGCCGGUGGUCCGGCCGAUGUGGGUGGUGAGCUGAAGCGUGGUGAUCAGUUGUUGAGUGUCAAUGGGGUGAAUUUACGCAAUGCUACGCACGAGGAUGCCGCACAGGCACUCAAGAAUUCCGGACCCAAUGUCACACUUGUGGCACAGUACCGUCCGGAGGAUUACAAUCGCUUCGAGGCUCGCAUACAUGAGCUGAAGCAGCAGGCGGCAAUAAAUGCUGGCACGGGGACACUGCUGCGGACGUCACAGAAGCGCUCACUGUAUGUGAGGGCCCUCUUUGAUUAUGAUCCCAAUCGCGAUGAUGGUUUACCAUCGCGCGGACUGCCCUUUAAGCAUGGUGAUGUACUGCAUGUGACAAAUGCAUCUGAUGAUGAGUGGUGGCAAGCGAGGCGUGUCCUGGGCGACGGUGAGGAGGAAGGCAUUGGCAUUGUACCGUCUAAGAGACGGUGGGAGCGAAAGAUGCGCGCCAGAGAUCGAAGUGUCAAAUUCCAGGGACAUACCACUAAUAAUUUAGAUAAGCAAUCAACACUCGAUCGCAAAAAGAAGAAUUUUUCCUUCUCAAGAAAAUUCCCAUUUAUGAAGAGCAAAGAUGAGAAGAAUGAAGAUGGAUCUGAUCAAGAACCAAAUGGCAAUGCAACUCCAGACAUUGAUGCAGAUCAACAACCUUUUAUGUUGUGCUACACUCAGGAUGACGCUAAUGCUGAAGGAGCUACAGAGGAGAAUGUUUUGUCUUAUGAACCAGUACAGCGCCUUUCGAUAAAUUAUGCUAGACCCGUGAUUAUUUUGGGUCCACUCAAGGAUCGCAUCAAUGAUGAUUUAAUUUCGGAGUUUCCUGAUAAAUUUGGCUCCUGUGUCCCACACACAACCCGACCGAAGAGGGACUACGAAGUGGACGGACGUGAUUAUCAUUUUGUUGCGUCACGUGAGCAAAUGGAGAGAGAUAUUCAGAAUCAUUUGUUCAUUGAAGCGGGACAGUACAAUGACAAUCUGUACGGAACAUCGGUGGCGAGUGUCCGUGAAGUGGCGGAAAAGGGGAAGCACUGCAUCCUCGAUGUUUCCGGCAAUGCAAUAAAGCGCCUUCAAGUUGCUCAAUUAUAUCCAAUUGCAAUAUUCAUAAAGCCCAAAUCCAUUGAUUCAAUUAUGGAAAUAAAUCGACGAAUGACUGAAGAGCAAGCGAAGAAAACCUUCGAAAGAGCUUUGAAGAUGGAGCAAGAAUUUGGCGAAUAUUUCACAGCCGUUGUUCAAGGGGACAACAUCGAGGAGAUCUACAAUAAAACAAAGAAGGUUGUUUGGAGUCAACAAGGCCCAACAAUAUGGGUGCCAUCGAAGGAACCGCUAUGACCAACGGCAACCACAACAUGGACACUGCCACCAAGAUCAAGGGCCAGGCCUGUCAGUCGAUCUGGCUACAAUCACUAAAUUUCUAACCAUUACACAUGAAUUUAAUAAUUGUUGUUUCGAGGAAAAUUAGUAUACAGUGCAUAUAUAUAAUUUUCUUCCUGUGCGCAAUGACGAUCGCUCCACUGUGUGUCAGUUUGUGGAGAGAUGGGCGGGUUAUUUGUGUAGGACGAUGUGUAUGAGAGGAGAAAACUGUAUUAUUUUAACUAAUUGAUUUAUCUUUAUCGGUUUUUUUUAGCUCCAUUGAAGAAUUCUUUCUUUUUUCAUUCAAUCAAUUUUAUGAAAUUAAUACAAAAAAAUUUACUAUUGAUUCAUGAUAUAGUGUUAAAUCUAUUAGUAUUUUUUCAUCUACUUUUGUUUGUCGAUGGAGUCAGUAUUUAAAGAAGAAGAAGGGAAAUAAUGAAAAAAGAUUUUUUUUAUUCAUUUUUGAUUAUUUCGGAAAUAUUAGAGGAACAAUAGAAAGAAAAAAGUCUGCUGCCAUGUCUCAGGUCCUCAAUCAAUCCGAUUUUUUUGCAAAAGAAAUUGUUGCACUUUGACUCCAUCAAAGAUGUUUUUUCUCUUAAUUCUUCAUCAUUAUUUUUUCUCUUAUUUUAUUUAUUUAUUGAAAUGUGGACGGAAGUUUAAGGGUUAUAAAAAAAAAGUUUAUGGGGGGUUCAUUUUUUAGAUGGUUGACACAGUUUAAAGGCAGAUAAAGGAAUAAUUACGUAGGAAGAGUAUAUAAAUUAAGUAAACUAUAUAUACACAAGAUAAAUAUUUGUUGACGAAAAUGAUUAUUAAUUGUAUUAUUGAUUAUAUUGAAAGAGAAGAUAAAUAAAAAAGGAGAAAAUUGAAGCAGUGAAACCGAGAAGGGUAAAACCAGAUAUUUAGAGAGAUCAUGAUUAAUCUACUUAGCUAGUUAUUACAAAAAGAAAAAUCAGUAAUUUAUCUCUAUUAUGCAUUAUAAAAAAAUGCGAAAAAAAAUUUAUCUCUUAUGCAAAUGGAUAGAGGAAAGAAAAAAAUCAUGUAAUUAUCCCAUUUUGUUUUCUUUUUUCUUGAAAUAAUAGAGAAUGAAACCACUUAACGUCCCUCUCCCUUAAAUGGAAGACAAAAAUGAACCUAAAAUAUUUAAAGAUAAAACAAAGUAUUUAAUCAAAAGAAAAGAUAAAAAAUGAGAAAAUGAAUAUCUUGUCACCUCCUUAACAUUCUCCAUUUCACAUCUCGCGCUCUUAUGCAUCUUUUUUUAUUUGUAAUUUACAAAAUAGAAAGGAAAAUUCCAUGAAAUUUUUCAAAUCAGCUUAAUUUGUUGCAGAAUAAUUUAUUAUUUUUAAAAAUUUUUUCUUCUGAAAUUUUUAACACCUGAAGAAGAUAAAAAUUUACCUCCAAAAUGUCAAAAAACAAUGACAGAUUACACCGAAAUUUAAAUUCAAGUUUGAAAAAAAAACAUUAAAAAAUUAUUUAAAAAAUUACGUUGAAUUGCAAAGUUUCAUGGAUUUAAAGAAUAAAAAAAUAUAAUAUGCAUAACAAUCUUCAAAAUAAAACAAUUUUGAAGCGAAAAAAACUUCCUACAGUGUGACAUUUUUUUAUUUAAUUACAAAAUAAUAAACAAAAACAUUUAGACUUUACAAACUCUAUAAAAGAAAAAAAACCUCAAUAAAUUACUCGAAUUUUUCUUGUAGGCAAUUUUUCCGAGAGGACAAAAUGGAAAUUUCACUAUAUAUAUAGUAAAAUAUUAGUUAAAAUCACCGAAAUUUUCGCAAGAUUCUCUCCCAGAAACAUUUUUUUUAAAUAAAACAAAAAUCAUUUAUUUUGUAAGCUUUACUGCGUGAAGAAAUUUUUGACAAAGAAAAAAUAUUGUGUAUAGAAAAUUCAACUAUUAAUAUAAAUUUAAAAAAAAAACACGUUUAAAAAAAUCACAAUUUUUUCAACACUCUUUACACACUAAAUCUUAACGAUGCAAACACCAUGUCUCGCGUCUUUUUGAAACAAGAAAAAAAUUAUAAAAUAAAAGGAAAAUAAUAUUUAUUUAAAUGGCAAUUUAAAGAAAAUCUACUUACUUAGAUAAAAGUAACUUACAUUUUUUGAUUCACUAACACUCGCUUAGCAAAGUAAACUAAAUAAAAAACAAAAAAUAAAAUAAACUGAUAAAAAAUCAUUUCAUUAAAAAAAAAACGUUUUAAAAAAAGUUUUUUUUCAGGAGAAAUCGGGUAGAAUUUUUUUUGGAGAAAAAGUCAUUCAAGAAAAUUAUUAAAUAAAAUAUAUUAAAGAAAAAUAGCGUAUAGUGGAAAAGAUGAAUUUCUACGGGAAAGAAAUAUUCGCAAAUGAGAAUAAUAAAAAAAAAACAUUUAUUAGAAAGAUGAAAAAUUGAUCGCAUAUUGUUGUUAUUAAAUAAUUAAUUAUUUUAAUGAUGAAAAAGAGAAGUUUUGAUUGAAAAAAAAAAGUUACAAAAUAAAGAAGAAAAUGUAUUCUGCUCAA
Lutzomyia longipalpis is the source of this 6162-nucleotide messenger RNA. It is a transcript of the gene dlg1, whose product is annotated as disks large 1 tumor suppressor protein. Lineage: Eukaryota; Metazoa; Arthropoda; Insecta; Diptera; Psychodidae. Gene Ontology annotation, cellular component: postsynaptic density membrane; neuron projection; neuromuscular junction. The coding region runs from base 826 to 3654 and encodes 942 amino acids. Gene Ontology annotation, biological process: chemical synaptic transmission. The record is from RefSeq and is a predicted model, not a curated record. The transcript has 16 exons. Gene Ontology annotation, molecular function: kinase binding.